GGCCCGGAGACGCUGAGGCGAUCCGGGACCCUGGGGAAUCCGCGUCCAUCCGACCCGGAGCGGCGCCGCCCGCUCGCCUCACUGGUUUCGAGCGGCGGGACCGGGGGCUGCGAUGGUCACAGGAGUUGCCGGGCUCUGAACUGGCAUCCGUGAAGCCGACUUGGGCGGGCAGAGCAGCCGAACUGGGCCGCUGCCAUGGAGCUGAGAGUCGGGAACCGAUACCGGCUGGGCCGGAAGAUCGGGAGCGGCUCUUUCGGGGAUAUUUACCUAGAUUUCUUCAAAGGAUCAGAUUUGAACUCCUAGGAACCGACAUUGCUGCCGGUGAGGAGGUUGCCAUCAAAUUGGAAUGUGUGAAAACCAAACAUCCUCAGCUCCACAUAGAGAGUAAAAUCUACAAAAUGAUGCAGGGAGGAGUGGGUAUUCCCACAAUUAAAUGGUGUGGAGCUGAAGGAGACUAUAAUGUAAUGGUGAUGGAGUUGUUGGGACCAAGCCUUGAAGAUCUAUUCAAUUUUUGUUCAAGGAAAUUCAGUCUGAAGACAGUCCUGUUGCUUGCUGACCAAAUGAUUAGUCGGAUUGAAUAUAUACACUCUAAGAACUUCAUCCACCGAGAUGUAAAACCUGAUAACUUCCUGAUGGGUCUGGGAAAGAAAGGCAAUCUGGUCUACAUCAUAGACUUUGGGUUAGCCAAGAAGUAUCGGGAUGCUCGAACUCACCAGCACAUUCCAUAUCGUGAAAAUAAAAACUUAACAGGAACUGCCCGUUAUGCAUCUAUAAACACUCAUCUUGGAAUUGAGCAGUCUCGCAGAGACGACUUGGAGUCCUUGGGCUAUGUACUGAUGUAUUUUAACCUGGGCUCCCUACCCUGGCAGGGACUGAAGGCAGCAACAAAAAGACAGAAAUAUGAACGUAUCAGCGAAAAGAAAAUGUCUACACCCAUUGAGGUUUUGUGCAAAGGAUAUCCUUCCGAGUUUGCUACAUACCUGAAUUUCUGCCGCUCUUUGCGUUUUGAUGACAAACCAGACUAUUCUUAUCUAAGACAGUUAUUCAGAAACCUGUUCCACCGGCAAGGCUUCUCCUAUGACUAUGUAUUUGACUGGAACAUGCUCAAAUUUGGUGCAAGCAGAGCCGCUGAAGAUGCUGAACGUGAAAGGAGAGAACGAGAGGAAAGAUUGAGACAUACACGAAAUCCUGCAGUACGUGGUUUACCCUCCACUGCCUCUGGGAGGCUGAGGGGAACGCAAGACGUAGCUCCUCCUCCUCCCCUUACUCCAACUUCACAUACUGCUAACGCCUCUCCUCGGCCAGUGUCUGGAAUGGAGCGAGAACGGAAAGUGAGUAUGAGAUUGCAUCGUGGUGCCCCUGUCAAUAUCUCUUCGUCUGAUUUAACAGGCCGCCAAGAUACUUCUCGCAUGUCAACUUCACAGAUUCCUGCUCGUGUGACUACCAGUGUUCUCCAGUCUGCUGUGCACCGAUGAAAAUAAUUUUGCCAUAGAGGGCAGAUACUGCAUGGCUGAUCGCCUAUGUUACCAAUGGCUUUACUAGCAAAAAUACCCCAACCUAGAGCAGAAACAUUACAACUGGAGCUCUCCAUGCCACUUACAAAGAGAUACUUGCAGGAACAUGGACAGACUCCAACAGGUGCCAUUAAAAGAGGCUCUUACAAGAAACCCAAUGACCUUAAGUGAACUCUGUAGUAACAGGGCUGGAAAAGGAAGAGAUGGUUUACAGAGUUAACCGCCUGUUGUUGAAUAGCCAUUUCAGUUCUCCCUCCACAGGUGGCAGACUUUACCCCUUUUUAUUAUUCUACUGUAACUAUAAAUCUUUUACCUGGUUGGUUUAAGAAAAUUUUAUAUCAUUUUGCUAAGAUGAUUGGCUUAAUUCUGUGUAAAGAAUUCUGUCUUGCUUUUGUCUGAUUUAAAAAUGUCAAAUAUGAACAAUCCUGAAUUAAAGACAAUGACUUGAAAUUUCUUGUAAAAUUUAGUCUGGCAGGGAAUAUGUAAAUUAAUUAAAACCAUCUGAUUUUAUUUAAACUGUUUACUUUUUUUUGUAUGGUCCCAUUUGGGAUGUGGGGUGGGGGAGUUCUCCUGAAAUUUUUUUAAUAUGCAUUAGUUUUAUUACUUUGCUUCUUCCACAUUUUAAAUGGAACUCUCCAUGAAACACAGAAACAUUUUUGAAUUUUUACUCUUCUCUAAUACAGUCAGAGAAAACAAAAGAUACUGGACAGAAGUGUCUGGGCUCUUUAGAGAUGGUGAUAUUGAUAGAUAACUUAUUCCUAAAGAAUGUGAAGAAUAAAGAGGGAGAAGGGCUCUGAUAUUUGAGGAAUUUGUUGGAGUUUAGAGAUGGUAAGCAUGGCAUGUGUUUCUCCUUCAUUUGAGAAGGAGGAUUGUGUAUAAAACACUCUUCCUUGGUAAGAUCUAGUUUUCUACAUUGUGAGAUUGGCUGGUUUGAAGACAGUUGCAAGUGGAACAAGAAUUACUGCCAUUGCAGACUGAGUGAAUUUGUGUACAUUUGCUUCAGCAUCCACAUACAUAAAAACGAGUAAUUCUGGUCUGCUGUGUAUUACCAAGACUCAAAAAGGAAUUAUAAACAAAAUAUUCCUGCUGUGAAAUCCUGAGAACUGAUUCUCAGGCGUGAAUUACAUUCGUGAUAUAAUACAAGUUGUAUAUUUCUGGGAUUGCUAUUCUUUACCUGGAGUUAAAUGACUUGUUCAUAUGCCUCGAAUGUCCAAAAUAAAAAGUGCUCUUGGCAGAUGUCCCUAUUAAGGAAUAUGGAAGGAUCUUUACAUUGUUUCUAACUUAAAACAUUUUCAUAAAGUAAUGCUAAAUAUUUUAUCCUUGCAGGAACUAGAAAAGUAGAAUUAUUAGUCAUAUUCAAGCAAAGUAAUGUCAAUUUCCCUCUUGAAAAUGAAAGUGCAAUACAUAAGUGUUAUUAGAAAGAUUCCAUCCUAUUUGGAAACAUAGGCUAAAAACAAAUCCAUUAAUGUUUUCCUUGUGCCUCAAACUUUGUUACGAUAGUUUUUAUUGUUCCAGAGUUUUGCAAAUUCCUUUUCUAUCCAAAAUCCACGGACUAAAUCUGUCAGUCAUUUUUCUUGAGAUAUUUCAGAAUGCUAACUAAUUGCUUGUGCUUGCUCUAGAUCUCAUUGGGGGAAACCUGUGUUUUGGGGGAGUGCAAUGGAAAGGUUUAAAAGUUUGGUCCAUGGAUAAUUUUGCAUAACAGAAUCCCUUACUCAGUUACUGUAGAUUUCAGGACUUAAGGCAUGUGCACUACCAUUUGUACAGUUCUACAUUUCACUGUGCUUUCUUUGUAAAUAUGUGUGGUUAAUGAUGUAACGUUAGAGAGACUUACAAAGGCAGCCUUUUUUUCCUUCCUCUGUAUCCAGAACCUUAAAUUGCUGUACUGUACUUAAAAGCUGACUGAUGCAAAUUUCUAGAAUUGUACUUGGUUGUGGGCUGUUCUUGCCCUUUCACAAUAGUUGUAUCCCAUCACCUGUAAAAAUUAGUUAGAAUGUCUGUAUAAACCUGUGUAUUGGUAACCAAUAUCUCGGAACACCUCAUUUGUACUAUCACUGUAUUUGUGUACUUUACCAAUUGUGUAAAUAAUAAAUUCAUAAUGACUUCUAC
Molecule: messenger RNA, 3620 nt
Organism: Emys orbicularis (European pond turtle)
Lineage: Eukaryota; Metazoa; Chordata; Testudines; Emydidae
Gene: CSNK1D
Product: casein kinase 1 delta
Exons: 10
Coding region: 399-1475 (358 amino acids)
Biological process (GO): endocytosis; positive regulation of proteasomal ubiquitin-dependent protein catabolic process; spindle assembly
Cellular component (GO): spindle microtubule; cytoplasm; nucleus
Molecular function (GO): protein serine/threonine kinase activity; ATP binding
Source: RefSeq, a predicted model, not a curated record